ACAACAACAAUAAUAAGAAACAGUAUACGCAACAAAGUCAAAUAAGGGGACGCCAGAGCCAAAGCCUUUUGGCAGCCCUUCUUGCCUUGCCUGCACAUCCAAUCCAAGACCCUGUUUUUACCCAACAAAACUAUACCCUGUCUCAUACUUCAUAAGUAAUCCAAACCCAUCAACAAUUUCUUCUUCAAUACUUGUUUCUUGUUCUCUCUGUCCAUACGAUAGUCUUUUUUUUUUUUGGGGUCUAUUUAUAUAUUUUCUAGUAGGAAUUAGUCAGCGGCGUAGUCAAUUCAUAGACACCUAAUUUUUCUUGUAUUUUCUUGGAAGAUAAGGAGGAGAUUGGUAGAUCGGUUGUAAAAUUAUAGGUUUUGGGAACAGAGGUAGAUGCUGAUUUGUAGAGGAAGGAGAUAAGGUGGGGUGAAUUUAAAUGGAUAACUUUUGCUGCUUCAAUUCUGUCUAUUCUCAGCUUGCAGGAGGGAGUUCUUCAUCUGUAUAUGGCAAGGGAAGAAGCCAUCGGGGGCCUGUCAAGUAUGGAUUCAGCCUAGUAAAAGGGAAAGCAAAUCAUCCAAUGGAGGAUUACCAUGUUGCUAAAUUUGUUCAGCAACAAGGGAAUGAGCUUGGGCUUUUUGCAAUUUAUGACGGGCAUCUAGGAGAUAAUGUGCCUGCUUAUCUACAAAAGCAUUUGUUUCCCAAUAUCCUAAAAGAGAGGGAUUUUUGGACUGAGACACACCGGUCAAUAGCUAAAGCAUAUGAAAGAACAGAUCAGGCCAUUCUUUCACACAGUCCUGACUUGGGAAGAGGUGGGUCCACUGCCGUCACCGCAAUUCUCAUAAAUGGUCAAAAGCUAUGGGUAGCCAAUGUUGGAGAUUCACGGGCAGUUCUUUCAAAGAGAGGGCAGGCGAUACAGAUGUCCAUUGAUCAUGAGCCCAACACUGAGCGAGGUAGCAUCGAAAACAGAGGUGGCUUUGUCUCAAACAUGCCAGGAGAUGUUGCGAGAGUGAAUGGACAAUUGGCUGUUUCUCGUGCUUUUGGAGACAAGAACCUGAAAUCACACCUAAGCUCUGAUCCUGAUAUAACAGAUGCUGAUAUUGAUGAUGAUACAGACUUUAUUAUCCUUGCGAGCGAUGGUUUAUGGAAGGUCAUGUCUAAUCAAGAAGCAGUUGACAUUGCAAAGAAGAUCAAGGACCCGCAAAAGGCAGCCAAGCAACUUGUUGUUGAGGCACUGCAUAGAGAAAGUAAAGAUGAUAUCUCUUGCAUCGUUGUUAGAUUCAAGGGGUAAACACAGACAAUCAUCCCUGCAAUGCAGUAUAUGUACACUGGGGGUUACCGUUGCAUGAAUGGGAUUUGAUAGACUACAGCAGUUUCAAAAUCUUGAUGAAUCCAGUGUAAGUACUAAGUUCAAUGUGAAACAGGUUACAUAUGCUGCCCCUUCCCCGUCAUCUGUAAUAUUUGACAUCUUUUACUUGGGUUGUGCGGUUUGUUAUUGUCGCUUGAUUUCUUCAAUGUGUAGAAUCACACCAUUUUUCCUGCAAUUUGCAUGGUAACUACGACGUUGGGUUGUUUGACAACCAUGGUUUCCUGUAAUAAUUAAAUGCAUAGUAUGGAUUUGUUGUGAAUGGACUAGGUUUUGUGUUUAUAUACAGUAGAACAUCUUCUGCUUCUUG
Messenger RNA from Ilex paraguariensis (yerba mate), 1661 nucleotides. The record is from the annotation of a GenBank genome assembly. Lineage: Eukaryota; Viridiplantae; Streptophyta; Magnoliopsida; Aquifoliales; Aquifoliaceae.